This is a messenger RNA of Coffea eugenioides, 731 nucleotides long. RefSeq names its product cyclin-B2-5-like. NCBI's taxonomy places the organism in Eukaryota, Viridiplantae, Streptophyta, Magnoliopsida, Gentianales, Rubiaceae. Gene Ontology annotation, biological process: mitotic cell cycle phase transition; regulation of cyclin-dependent protein serine/threonine kinase activity. Gene Ontology annotation, cellular component: cytoplasm; nucleus; centrosome. Bases 13 to 420 code for a protein of 135 amino acids. The record is from RefSeq and is a predicted model, not a curated record. Gene Ontology annotation, molecular function: cyclin-dependent protein serine/threonine kinase regulator activity. The transcript is spliced from 8 exons.
GGAGUGACAGCAAUGCUUCUGGCUUGCAAGUAUGAAGAAGUUUCUGUUCCUGUCGUUGAAGACCUCAUAUUGAUUUCUGACAGGGCUUACUCCAGAAAUGAUGUGCUUGAGAUGGAGAGCUUAAUGAUCAACAUCUUGCAGUUUAAUCUUUCAGUGCCUACUCCUUAUGUCUUCAUGAGGCGCUUUCUUAAAGCUGCUCAAUCUAAUAAAAAGUUGGAGCUUCUGUCCUUCUUUAUCGUUGAGCUGUGCCUCGUCGAGUAUGAAAUGCUUAGAAUAGAACCACUCGUAUGUAAAGAAUAUGUAGAUAAACGCCCCGUGAUUAUCCCUUACCACAGGGGCGAAAAGCGGUUGUACGUUAGAUUUCAGAGAAGGCUUGGCUUCACAUUCUCAGGCCCUGAUGGAUCAAAUGACUGCUAUUAGGGUUAAAGUGCUUACCAUCUGCGAAUCGAGAAACAAGGAUAAACUGGAUGAAGUGGACUAAGACAUGCGAGAGGCACACAAACUACACUGAAGAUCAGCUUUUGUGGAAGCAGCUGAAGAUUGAUGGGGUGUUCGUGGCUAUGAUUGAAGGGUCUAAUUUCAUUGGAAAGUUUGGCAGCUACUGCAAGUUCUUUCUACUUGUUAGGGAAGAGAAUCUUUUAGUUUGUGCACAUGAGGAUCUUUUAGUUUGUCCACAAAAGAAUCUUUCAAGUUUGUACUUGUUAGGAAUUUGCUAUGUUAGUACUUGUUAC